UGCCGACUGGAUGAGAGAUGUACCGGCGCAUGUAGCUGCGGCGCCCCUCAAUGCGCUCGCUAUACCAGGAUCGCACGACAGCUACACGUACAACCUGACGAAGGAAUUCGCCGACAUUGAAGGUGCCCUUCAGACGAUCAUCGAAGCCUUCCCGGGCGACUUCGGCGUCAACGUCGCCUUGAACUACUCCGUCAUGCAGAACAUGACGGCGACGCAGCAGCUGACGGCCGGAAUCCGCUACUUCGACGUCAGGACGGCGACCAAGGAGAACGUCACCGACGACUGGUUCUUCUUUCACGGCUUCUACGGCAUCGCGGCGAAGGCGGUCAUGCAGGAGACGCGACAGUUUCUCGACGCGCACCGCGACGAGGUCGUCAUUCUGCACUUCCAGAACUUCUACCGCAUGGACGGCGCCGAACACGAGAAACUCAAACAGUUUCUACUCGCCACCUUCGAAGACAUCAUGGUCCCGUCGCCGCCCAAGCAGCGGCCGCUACCAGAGCUAACGCUGGAGUCGAUUCGGGCGAGCAAUCAACAAGUGAUCGUACUCUACCAGGGCGCAUCGAGGGUGGAACAGCAUCGGUUGUUUUGGAGCGCCACCGAGUGGCUGUACUCGCCCUGGCCGAACACCCCGCACGUUCUCGACAUGACGGACAAGCUGACGCAGUGGUACGACGCGCGCCCGGAUAACAAGUUCGCCGUGACGCAGGGCGUGUUGACCGCAGACGCGCAGACGAUGAUGGCUAAUACGGAUCGUGACCACGAGGUGGCGCUGACGAGCAACUGUAACCCGGUGCUCAGCAGCUGGGUGCGAGCGAGAGAGGCCGGUCUGCGAGGCAUCAACAUCGUCAUGAUGGACUUCCCCGAAAUCUCCGAUGUCGUAUCCACCGUUCUCGAAUUGAAUUACAGGGAAAAGUAGUGCAUUUUUUGCUUUUAUAAUUUCGCUUUUAUUCGCUUUAAUUAGCUAUAUAAUUUGCUUUUAUAAUUAUAUAAAAAUAACCGUCCGUUGCCAACCUUUUCACAAUGUGGCUGCGUGUCUGCGGUACGCUAGAUGUCGUCCUUAUGAGCGGUUGUUUAACUUAAUAAACCGUUUGACUUAAUAAACUGUGUUGUGCGAUAUCUCUAUUAAACGUAGACUGUAAGGAGAGGAUUUAACAGGCCAGAAGGUAGAGAGGAGCCUGAUAGCGAACGUAACACGGGUGUGAAAUAUAUGUAGAGUCGAGGCGUGUUUGUAUAGGUAGUAGGUUAGCAUAGUAGGUAUAGUAGGUUGUGGAGGUAGGGUGUUACGGGAUUUGAGGAUGGAACAGAGAUGACAGUAAAAAGCUUGAGAAAAUAGGAAACAAAGAGAUA
Molecule: messenger RNA, 1350 nt
Organism: Priapulus caudatus
Lineage: Eukaryota; Metazoa; Priapulida; Priapulimorpha; Priapulimorphida; Priapulidae
Product: PI-PLC X domain-containing protein 3-like
Exons: 2
Coding region: 11-919 (302 amino acids)
Biological process (GO): lipid metabolic process
Molecular function (GO): phosphoric diester hydrolase activity
Source: RefSeq, a predicted model, not a curated record